Messenger RNA from Salvelinus namaycush (lake trout), 463 nucleotides. Its product is annotated as synuclein-like. Gene Ontology annotation, biological process: synaptic vesicle endocytosis; chemical synaptic transmission; synapse organization. Gene Ontology annotation, molecular function: cuprous ion binding. The coding region runs from base 71 to 463 and encodes 130 amino acids. The record is from RefSeq and is a predicted model, not a curated record. NCBI's taxonomy places the organism in Eukaryota, Metazoa, Chordata, Actinopteri, Salmoniformes, Salmonidae. The transcript is spliced from 5 exons. Gene Ontology annotation, cellular component: cytoplasm; neuronal cell body; axon terminus.
ACCUCAUCUCCCAGCUCCAAGACACAGCCAGAGCCAGCUAAAAGACACAGCCCUGUAACAGCAGACCAGCAUGGAUUACCUGAAGAAGGGAUUCUCCAUGGCCAAGGAAGGCGCGGUGGCUGCAGCGGAGAAGACCAAGGCAGGGGUGGAGGGGGCAGCUGCCAAAACCAAGGAGGGGGUAAUGUAUGUGGGGAACAAGACAAAGGACGGAAUGGUAGCAGGUGUGAACACAGUGGCCCAGAGAACAACUGACCAAGCCAAUAUUGUCGGGGACGCAACGGUCGCCGGGGCCAACGAGCUGUCUCAGCAAACAGUGGAAGGGAUGGAGAACGCAGCGGUGAACUCCGGAUUGGUGAACCAGGAACAGGGAGAAGCUGUAGCUCUGGACGCUAAGCCUGAGGUGGCUGGUUCUGGUUCUGAAGGGAGUGACUUCUCUCAGGGAGCUGAGCAGGCAGGACAGUAG